AUGGUUUUUUCUUUGUUCAACUUGGGAAUGAUCCUACUUCUCCAGUCGGGUCACGCUCAGAGACAUACAAUAGAUAUCCCCCCACCAUUCAAUGCAAGCCUCGCAGUAUAUCAGGAUUUCCAAUCAUUUUCUAUUGAAUUUUCUUUCUUUCCUGACUAUGCCGGCAACCAGUCGAACCCGAAUACGUUCUCGAAGAACCUCCUUGAAAACUUCAAAAAUGUCACCGGUGUGUAUCCGAAAAUCAGAGUAGGAGGGACUUCCCAGUACGUUAUUACCAUGCAAGAUGCUCUUGUUGGGGCAGCUUCUUAUAUAUACGUCAAUAGGGACCACGCCGAUUACUUCCCAGAGCAAGAAGAAGCCGUAAAACUCAUUUUCGAGCAUCCGACAGACGAUCAGCCCAUCCAAAUAAAUUACGGGCCGGCGUAUUUCGAGUCUUACCACACACUUGGAAACGUCAAAUUUUUCCACGGGCUAAACUUGAACCAGAACCACUCCAUCCAGCAACUUACAGAAGCAGCUACGGUGUCCUGCACCAACAUUGGGUCGCAUCUGGAGCUGUACGAGUUGGGGAAUGAGUGGAACUUUGCACAUCAGAACUACCGACCCGGUAAUUAUUCGAUGGACGACUAUGUUCACGAAUGGAAUUAUAAGUCUGCCGCUGUUGUGGCUGCUGUACAAAAGGCUUGUCCUGGGAAAUUUCCUGGCUUUAUGGCUCCGAGCUUUGUUUUGUUAGACUUUAUUACAUCUAAUGGGUGGACGGCCGACGGGCUGUACCAGCUGGGGUAUGACCGAAAUAAUUUGACGAAGAUACUUUCGUUCCACAAUUAUAUGGGGGUCAACUCACCGCCAAACCCUCCUGUGGACUUGGAUCUACAGCGAACUUUGAUGAACCAUACCAGCAUUGUCGAGAAUCUAGCACCUCAGAUCCAACGCGCCCAGAAUCUUGCCUACCUCGGCCUUCCAUUCACACUUGGUGAAACCAAUUCAAUCGCGAAUCAGGGAAUUACUGGCGAAACUAGCGUAUUUGGUGAUGCACUGUGGCUUGUUGACUUUUCCCUCUGGGCUGCCGCUAAUAACAUACGCCGUCUCCAUUUCCACCAAGGCUUAGACUACCGCUACGACUCCUGGCAGCCAAUAUUAAGCAAGGGCCAAGCGCCUACCACAAGGCCCCCAUACUACGGCCAGAUCAUGGUCGCAUCUGUUCUGGGAAAAACACAAGAUACUCGCAUCGUCAAUAUUCCAUUGUCUGGUGAUACAGAGGCGACUUAUGGUAUCUACAAUGGAAACAAGGUAAGCAAGGUCGUUGCCCUAAAUCUCCGGGAGCGUAAUGCGACAUCAAAGGAGAACCGCCCAAGCCAGCAGUUUAAGUUUCAUGUUCCUGGCCAGCACCGCGCGAAUAUUGAGCGGCUGACCGCCCCUGGGAGCGAUUCCGCCACAGGGGUUACCUUUGGAGGUAUUUCCUAUGAUUAUGCGCGCAACAAUGGAUUACCGGUGAUUGUUGAUGGGAGAAAGGAGACCUUGGAUGUUGAAGAUGAGGUGCUUAGCGUUGACGUACCGGACUCGUCAGCAGUUCUCAUUUCGUUUGUCUAA
Messenger RNA from Talaromyces rugulosus, 1590 nucleotides. RefSeq lists its product as uncharacterized. The coding region runs from base 1 to 1590 and encodes 529 amino acids. The record is from RefSeq and is a predicted model, not a curated record. NCBI's taxonomy places the organism in Eukaryota, Fungi, Ascomycota, Eurotiomycetes, Eurotiales, Trichocomaceae. The transcript has 4 exons.